Messenger RNA from Amblyraja radiata (thorny skate), 1265 nucleotides. It is a transcript of the gene mrpl22, whose product is annotated as mitochondrial ribosomal protein L22. The transcript has 7 exons. Gene Ontology annotation, molecular function: structural constituent of ribosome. Gene Ontology annotation, cellular component: mitochondrial large ribosomal subunit; ribosome. Bases 548 to 1168 code for a protein of 206 amino acids. Gene Ontology annotation, biological process: translation. The record is from RefSeq and is a predicted model, not a curated record. Lineage: Eukaryota; Metazoa; Chordata; Chondrichthyes; Rajiformes; Rajidae.
CCUCUCUCCUUCCAUCACUCUAUACCUCUCUUCCCAUCCCUCUCUCGGGACAUAUUCUAUCUACCUUCACUUCAAUAUCUAUCUAUCUCUCUGCCCCUUCCUCUCUCCCUCCCCUCACUCUAUCCCUCCGUCUUCCGAUGCUCCCUCUCUCUAACUUUCUCCAUCUGUUUGUCUAUCUCUCUCUCUCCCCAGUCAUCCCCUCUCCCCCGCGCUCCCUCCCCCACUGUAUCCACUUGUCAGUUACACUGUUGCCAGUUUCAUGUGUCUUUCCCCGGCUGCGGCGCCCGGACCCCCGAGUGUUGCAGCCCGUCCCCACCAAAUAUUAUAGAGCUCCUCUUGUAUCUUUGGUCCCCACCGUCUCCCCCCUCUCUCUCUCUCUAACAACCAAAGAUCCUAUAGCGGAGCGGACAACCCUCAAACACCAACCACUCCUCCUGGGUCUAACCCAGCCCCUGCAGUCGAGGGCGGAUCGGUGAAUCGAUGCAUCGUGUGUGUGAGAGUGAAUGAGAUAUUAGUCUGGUCUGGUCUGGCUUGUCUCAAAGCAGCAAUGGCGACCUCACUCUGCCCUGGUCUGGCUGUUCUGCGGAAUCUUCUGACCCACGUACAUUCAAGGUUGCCGGCCUCCUGUAGUCUCGUUCCUCGGGCAGACCUGCACUGCAGCCUCGCGCUGUCUGCUAAAACCUGGGAGCGGAAGAACAGGAUAGUCUACCCUCCACAGCUGCCGCAUGAAGCUCGCAGGCCAGUGGAGGUGUUUCACUGCAGGAGGCAGAUCAAAUAUAGCAAGGACAAGAUGUGGUAUCUGGCCAAAAUGAUCAGAGGGAUGACCUUUGACCAGGCCGUUGCUCAGCUACAGUUCAAUGACAAAAAGGGAGCAAAGGUCAUGAUGGAGGUCCUUCUGGAAGCCCAGGAUUUGGCGGUGAGGAACCACAACCUGGAGUACAGGUCCAACCUGUACGUGGCGGAGUCGUUCUCCAGUAAGGGCCAGUACCUGAAGCGUCUGCGUUACCAUGGCAGGGGCAUGUUCGGCAUCAUGGACCGCGUGUACUGCCACUACUUUGUGCGGCUGGUGGAGGGGAGCCCCCCGGCCGUUGCCGAGACCACUCCCCUGGACCUGGCCAGGGACUACGUGCAGAAACUCCGCAACAGGACCAUCAUCCACGCCCUGUGACCGGCCCCCGUGGCCAAUACUGACUUGGGGGAGGGGAGGGCCAGAUGUAUCUUGGUUCACAUGACAAUAACAAUAAACUUGUAACUAUGUCCAUCCU